UCUCCCCCCCCCCCCCCGGAGAUGGUGGACUAUCACGCGGCCAACGCGCCGCAGUCGGUGCCUCAGGCCAACCACGGCGAGUACAUGCACCCCGAGGACGACUGGGACCGCGACCUGUUACUGGACCCCGCCUGGGAGCGGCAGCAGCGCAAGACAUUUACAGCAUGGUGCAACUCACACUUGAGGAAGGCAGGGACACAAAUUGAAGUUAUUGAAGAGGAUUUCAGAGAUGGACUCAAACUCAUGCUGUUACUGGAGGUGAUUUCAGGAGAACGACUACCCAGACCUGAACGAGGAAAGAUGAGGGUGCAUAAAAUAAACAAUGUCAACAAAGCAUUAGAUUUUAUUGCAAGCAAAGGAGUGAAGCUGGUUUCAAUUGGAGCAGAAGAAAUCGUCGAUGGGAAUGCAAAGAUGACUCUUGGGAUGAUCUGGACUAUCAUCCUCCGCUUUGCCAUUCAAGAUAUAUCUGUUGAAGAAACUUCUGCCAAGGAGGGACUUCUGCUGUGGUGCCAGAGGAAGACAGCGCCAUACAAAAAUGUCAAUGUGCAGAACUUCCACAUCAGCUGGAAAGAUGGUCUGGCAUUCAGCCUCAUCCACAGACAUCGACCAGAACUCAUCGACUACGACAAGCUGAGAAAGGACGACCCACUCACAAACCUGAAUAAUGCCUUUGAAGUGGCUGAGAAAUACCUGGAUAUCCCCAAGAUGUUGGAUGCAGAAGACAUUGUCGGCACUGCCCGUCCUGAUGAGAAAGCAAUUAUGACCUAUGUGUCGUGUUUCUACCAUGCCUUUUCGGGCGCCCAGAAGGCUGAAACCGCUGCCAAUAGGAUCUGUAAAGUCCUGGCAGUGAAUCAGGAGAAUGAACACCUGAUGGAAGACUAUGAGAAGCUAGCCAGUGACCUGCUGGAGUGGAUCCGUCAAACCAAGCCCUGGCUGGAGAACCGGGAGCCCGAGAAGACCAUGCAGGCCAUGCAGCAGAAACUGGAAGACUUCCGCGAUUACCGCCGGGUGCACAAGCCUCCCAAAGUCCAGGAGAAGUGUCAGCUCGAGAUCAACUUCAACACCCUGCAGACCAAACUGCGGCUCAGCAACCGGCCCGCGUUCAUGCCAUCGGAAGGCAAAAUGGUCUCCGACAUCAACAAUGCGUGGCAAGGCUUGGAGCAGGCCGAGAAGGGCUACGAGGAGUGGCUGCUCAACGAGAUAAGGAGACUGGAAAGACUGGACCACUUGGCAGAGAAAUUCAGGCAGAAGGCCACCAUACACGAGGAGUGGACCAAAGGUAAAGAGGCCAUGUUGACGCAGAAAGACUACGAGACGGCCACUCUGGCUGACAUCAAGGCCUUGCUGAAGAAACAUGAGGCGUUUGAGAGCGACCUGGCAGCACACCAAGACCGGGUGGAGCAGAUCGCUGCCAUUGCACAAGAACUCAACGAUCUGGAUUACUACGACUCCCCCAACGUCAAUGCGCGCUGCCAGACCAUUUGCGACCACUGGGACACUCUGGGCGCUCUAACACAGAACAGGAGGGAAGCGCUGGAGAGGACCGAAAAGCUGCAGGAGACGAUCGAUCAGCUGUACCUGGAGUACGCCAAAAGGGCCGCGCCAUUCAACAACUGGAUGGAGGGAGCCAUGGAGGACCUGCAGGACAUGUUCAUCGUCCACACCACUGAGGAAAUCCAGGGGCUCAUUGCAGCCCAUGAGCAGUUCAAAGCCACCUUGCCUGACGCUGACAAGGAGCGAGAGGCAAUACUGGGCAUCCACAACGAGAUGAUAAAAAUCGCCCAGUCCUACAACAUCAAGCUGUCCGGUGUGAACCCCUACACAACCAUCACUCCCCAGAGCAUCAACGAUAAGUGGGGCAAGGUUCAGCAGCUGGUGCCUGCGCGAGACCAGGCCUUGCAAGUCGAGUUUAACAAGCAGCAGUCGAAUGAACACCUGCGGCAGCAGUUCGCCAGCCAGGCCAACGUUGUUGGGCCCUGGAUUCAGACCAAGAUGCAGGAGAUCGGUCGUAUCUCAAUCGAGAUGCACGGCACACUGGAGGAUCAGCUGAACCAGCUGAAGCAAUACGAGAACAGCAUCAUCAACUACAAGGCCAACAUUGAGAAACUGGAGCAGGACCAUCAGCUCAUCCAGGAGGCCCUCAUCUUCGACAAUAAGCACACCAACUACACCAUGGAGCACAUCCGAGUCGGCUGGGAACAGCUGCUUACGACCAUUGCUCGGACCAUUAACGAAGUGGAGAACCAAAUCCUCACCCGCGAUGCCAAGGGCAUCAGCCAGGAACAACUCAACGAGUUUCGAGCAUCUUUCAAUCACUUUGACAAGGACCUCAGUGGCAAACUGGGACCCGAGGAGUUUAAAGCCUGCCUUAUCAGCUUGGGUUAUGAUGUGGGAAAUGACCAACAGGGCGAAGCGGAGUUUGCCCGGAUCAUGGGUGUCGUCGACCCCAACAACACGGGCGAAGUCUCGUUCCAGGCCUUCAUCGACUUCAUGUCACACGAGACGACAGACACGGACACGGCUGAGCAAGUCAUGGCCUCCUUCAAGAUCCUGGCGGGAGACAAGAACUACAUCACCGCAGACGAGUUGCGGAGAGAGCUGCCUCCUGAUCAGGCGGAGUACUGCAUUGCCCGGAUGGCACCCUACGCGGGCCCAGACGCUGUGCCAGGAGCUCUCGAUUACAUGUCCUUCUCCACAGCUCUGUACGGGGAGAGUGACCUGUAACCAGCUUCACCUCGUCUCCACAGCCAGCCCUCUCUCUCUCUCUCUCUCUCUCUCCUUCCUUCUC
Callorhinchus milii (elephant shark) is the source of this 2788-nucleotide messenger RNA. RefSeq names its product alpha-actinin-1. Gene Ontology annotation, cellular component: plasma membrane; cortical actin cytoskeleton; Z disc. The record is from RefSeq and is a predicted model, not a curated record. Gene Ontology annotation, biological process: muscle cell development; actin cytoskeleton organization. Lineage: Eukaryota; Metazoa; Chordata; Chondrichthyes; Chimaeriformes; Callorhinchidae. Gene Ontology annotation, molecular function: actin filament binding; calcium ion binding.